Limulus polyphemus (Atlantic horseshoe crab) is the source of this 4184-nucleotide messenger RNA. RefSeq lists its product as uncharacterized. The record is from RefSeq and is a predicted model, not a curated record. The coding region runs from base 640 to 3051 and encodes 803 amino acids. The transcript is spliced from 10 exons. Lineage: Eukaryota; Metazoa; Arthropoda; Merostomata; Xiphosura; Limulidae.
GGAGGAUUUGUUUGAACGAUACUGACCAACGCCCUGAGUUAUUCUGAUUGGAUAAGAUAAGAUAGAUAGAAUCAGUUGCAAAGAGAAUUUGUUACAAUCAGACUUCUUAAGUAUAGUUUAAAGACCUGCAUUGAAUGAAGAGUAAAACUAAAAGUUUAAUUAAAUGUAAGCUUAGAGUUGGAGCUAAAAUAUGUUUUUUUGUUUUAUGUUACUUUCAUUCAAAUUUAUUCAAAUAAUACAUUGAAUUAAGCCUAAUACUAAUAGUAAUACUGAGUAACAAAAGUUUAUUAAUUUUGUGUUACUCUUACUCGUAGGCCUGUGUUUAUUUGAGCCUGAGGUGAAUUAGUGUGAUAUUUCCUUAAUUUAUACCUGCCAGAAUCAGUUUGUGAUCUCUAGUGAAAUUGAAAUCGUAUGAUAGCACUAACUCAGUAACUGUUAGUAUUAAAACAACUGUUACAAGUUCUACUAGUGCUACUGCUGUUAUUCUAAGGUCAUAAUGGUGACAUGUGAGUGUGAAUAUACUAAUGUAAUAUUCUAAUAUACUAUUAGUGAUAGUGAAUUAGUAUCUCAACCAUUUACAGUACUCAAAAUCCUGCCCAGAAGAAGAGUAAAAUAAGUUGUAAAUUAAAUUCCUUCUUGAUGGCUCAUUUUUUGGUUAGUGUUAUCUUUGUGUGCAUCAUUUUGCCAGUGAUUAUUGUUUCACAAUUCAACUGGCAAACUAGAGAUAGUUUUGACACCAUUCGUAACAAACUGGAUAAAGUGACUAGUGAAAACUGCAAGGUCCUGGAUGUAAACGAUCUUUUCCUACCUUCAGACACUAUCACUCAUGUGCCUGAUAUAAAAACACUUGGUAUUGAUCCUGUAUUUCCAAAUCGUACCAACUUGUUGCAUAUUCAUAAUAUGGCUGUUACACGUGCAUUUUAUUACAGUUACAUUCUUCAAAAAGCACCAGAUAAUGAAGAGCCAGGAUUCAUGUAUUAUUUCCUUUCCACUAUUGCUGAUGUUGCUGCUAAUAGAUUCAUCAACAGCAGUGCCAUCUACUUUGCUCCAAAUAUGUCAUUCACACCCUCGUAUAAAGGUUUUUUUAAUAAAACUAUGCCUCUCUUCGCUCCAAGGGCUUUUAGAGCUGAUGAUUUCAAUGACCCCUACCAUCUAGAAGGAACAUCUACCUUAAAUACAAUAGAUGCAAUUGACCUGGGAGCAAUUCCAAAUUAUGUAAUGAGUUCAAACUAUACACAUGAGCAAUAUAAAAUAAAUGACUGGUACUUUGCUUGGCUACCUGAUCAAACAAGACGGCAUGACUCUAAGACAACCUAUACUGUGCAGAUCACUCAUUUUAAUGGAACCAAUGAAACAUUUGUUUGGCAUGGACCACCAGCUGCUUCAGAUAAUCCAGGUCCAGUUAAAUGGACUAAACCUUAUUUUGACUGUGGCCGCUCAAAUAAAUGGAUUGUUGGUGCUAGUGUCCCUAUUCCUGAUAUCUACCCACGCCAUACAGGCUGGCGGCACAUAGAAAUUCCAACGUAUGUAGCUGUGGCAGUCUUAGAACUUGACUUUGACAGAGUAGAUAUUAAUCAGUGUCCUAUUGGUGAAGGAAACCCAAGGCCCAACUAUUUUGCAGGUACAGCAAGAUGUAAAAACAGGACCACAGAGUGUGAACCAAUUCAUGGUUAUGGUUUCCGCCGUGGUGGCUACCAGUGUCGCUGUAAACCUGGAUUUCGUUUACCUCGUGUUGUUCGCAAUCCAUAUCUGGGAGAAAUCAUAGAGAGAGCAACACAAGAAGAGUAUAAUGAAGGAUUUCACUGCAAAAAUAUCAAUUAUUUAAUGGUCAUGACCCAAAAUGUGGAGAAAGUAAAAGAAGAAGAACGACUGCUUUAUAUAGGUCGUGAAGAAUCUCUUAUGGGGUUUGACAAUAUGACAUACAGUACACGGCUUGAUCCCACAGUUGUGGUAAAUUACAUGAGGAGAAAAGUAAACAGAUUCACUUGUGAGAAAAUUGCUGAAGAAAAUCCAGAAAGUUUGAUCCUGAAAGGGGACAUAGCUUUUGGGAAAGAGAAUCAGCUGGAAAAUGAGGCCAGAACAGCUAUCAGACUUGCUAACUUUAUAUCGGCCAUGCAACAAAUCAUUGACCCCGAAGAGCUAUUUGCAGAGUUUAGAGUUCCUGAUCGACCAUUAAAUGAAGAUCAAGUUAUUGGGGAAGUACUGGCUAAUGUUAUAGCUAAUGAAAAAAUUGUUGGUUGUGGAGUUUUCUUCAAUCGUAAUCAGUUUCCUAAUCGAACACUGUUUGCCCCAUAUGCUUACCGCACUAAGCGUAACACACAGAAUUUUUUUGUGGAAGACAUGGCAAGGCAUAGAGGAAGUAAGAUGUAUUUGAAUAAGGACUGGUUCCAACACUUGAAGGUGCGAUGGUUGACUAACACUGAUGAUCUUGAAACAUACACAACAAAGAUAAUGAUUCGUUACAAUUCUUCAGGACACUAUCCCAUUAGAUAUGACCACUACCCUCUUCAGUAUAAGGCUGCUGACAUUCAGCAUGGCUACUGGACAUCACCAUACUUUGACUGUAAAGGGUUUCAUAAUGAGUGGUUGGUAACAUAUGCAGCCCCAUUCUUUGGUUGGGAUAAAAUCAAAAGUCGUCUUGAGUUCAAGGGUGCAGUAACGGUGUCAAUGAAGUUGGAGGAACUUGAUAUAAAUCAGUGUCCAGAUAAUUACUUUGCCUCUAAUGCAUUUAAAGAUACACACAAGUGUGAUCGGAAGUCAUCGAGGUGUGUGCCAAUCCUUGGACGAGGGUUUGACAUGGGAGGCUACAAGUGUGAAUGUAAACAAGGUUAUGAAUAUCCCUUCAGCGAUCCUGUCACCUACUUUGAUGGGCAGAUUGUUGAAGCAGAAUUUCAGAAUUUGGUAGAUAAUAAGCCAAGUCGGUUUGACACCUUGAAGUGCCGACUUGCCUGUGCAACAACACAUUCUGUUAAUUCAGUCAUUAUUCUUUUUGUUAUUUUAGUUCACACAUUAUUCACUCAAAGUAAUGUUAUUUUUAAUCAUUGUUAUUAAUGACAUUUUAAAAUCAGUCAAACUCAUAAAGAUUGUGUAGUAAAAUCUCCCCAUUUUUGUUUAUUAUGACAACAACAGAUGGAAUAGUGGAAGGGUUUUUAGUAGAGGUAAAAAAUAAUUCAGUUUGUGUUUUUUGUUUAGCAAAAGGAUCUUUCUUGGGAAUAUUUUUAUACAUGAUGUUUUUAUAGUAUAGAAUAAGAGAUUUUACUCAUCACUUUUAAUGACUUCUUUUAAAAUAUAAACCUUUUGUAACAAAAAGUGAUGCAUAUGUCCGUCCAUAUUUUUACAAUUUUGUGUUGUAGAUCUGUUUAAGUAAUGUGAUAUUAUACAAAUACAACUUGUAUGCUUUAUACUUUAGAAUUAUGGUGAUGGUUACAUGUACACUUUUUAUAUGCUUAAGUGUUAUAAGAAUUUCAAAAGAUCUAGGCAGAUUUGAAAUUGUGUAUGUGUGUAAACAGCCACUAUUUGGGAUAACAAUUUAACCACUUAUCUUACAAGAGAUAAAAAGACAAAUAACGUGAUAGUAGAGAAGUUCAUUCUUAAACUGAUAUCACAAUAAAUAUAAAAGAUUUUCUAUGUGGUAGAUUUAUAGGUAUUUUAAUGUCAAAACAAUAUUUUAGAAUUGCACAGGCAAAGUCACUGUUUUAUAUAAUGAUAUAAUAUGCACUGUUAAAUUUUAAUUCACUUCAGUUUUCUUUCUUCUUAUAGUUGAGGAUAUAUAAAUUUUAUAAAAACAAAAUGGUUCAAUGAAUUUUGACAAGUUUAUCUUGUUACAUUUAUCUUUCAUGAACUCAGUUAUAUGCCUCAAAUGCAGGCUGAAGUGAUAUUAAUGGUAAACAUUUACAAAAUAAAAGUUAAACAGUACUGUAUACUUUAUGCUACACAUUUUUAUGCUGCAAAUGUUAAUUUUUUAUAUGCGACAGGGAAAUAUGUAUGUACUCUAUUCAGAGACUAAUCUGGAAUAAUCUACCCUAUCAAACAAAGAAAUGUAGUUCAUUAUGAUGAAUGUUCACUGGCAAGAAAACAAUUAUAUAAAUUCAAGUUUCGUUUUUGUUUUCACUUAGUGAAAAUAUUUGAUUAUCCACAAAAGUUGCUGUAUUACCUGAAUGAAAUAAAAACUUGUUUUAACAGUU